CAGAUCAAUUGUAUUCAACAAACAUGAGGACCUUCUUGCUUUUGGUACUUGCGUGGGUAGUUGUUACAGAAUCAAAAGUGGUUAGUUUUGAGACGUUUCUUUUGCAGGAGAGUAUAGACAGCGUCAAUAUAAUUAUAAAAAGCAAUUCCAGCAAGAUUCUUGAGCAGUUUGUAAAGGACGUGUUUGAAAACCAACCCUGCUCAGUGGAAAGCCUUUGCCGAGCAGCAGCAGUUCUUAAACACGCAAAACGAAACGCUGAACUAAACAUGCUACGACGACAACUAUAUGCCUAUGCAAGCAAUACAAGGCACCCGGUCUGCACUGUGCCAAAUGCAGAUGAAUGCCCCAUGAAUGAACUCCUGAAUGACUUAAAACGCUGCUGCCAAAAACUAUUGCUAGAUGUCAAACGGCCAGCAUGACAAUGGGAUUUGUUAGAA
Messenger RNA from Triplophysa dalaica, 437 nucleotides. RefSeq names its product interleukin 4 (gene il4). The transcript is spliced from 4 exons. Bases 24 to 419 code for a protein of 131 amino acids. The record is from RefSeq and is a predicted model, not a curated record. Gene Ontology annotation, biological process: immune response. Gene Ontology annotation, cellular component: extracellular region. Lineage: Eukaryota; Metazoa; Chordata; Actinopteri; Cypriniformes; Nemacheilidae. Gene Ontology annotation, molecular function: growth factor activity; interleukin-4 receptor binding.